ACACUCUCACUCCUCAAAUCUUCCGUAGAGAAGAAACCUGUGGAGAAGAGCUCAAUCUCCAUCUUCCACCAUCAUCCACCAGCACAGUGAAUUCUCCAGCUGUCUAAAUCCAACCACAGUCCGGUCAAGGCACACAUUGGCAUGCUGAUUUUUCUUUCACAAAAUGAUCACAUUAUGCUACUGCCCCAACAGACCGCGUCUGAUACAGAUGGUGUCAGUCACCAGAAUGUACUGUUCAAAAGACACGACGCAACCUAUGUUUGAUCCCAUGAAAAAGGUUUGCGACAUUUUGAUGUCUUGCCCCAAAUCAGGUCUCGACACCGAGCUGGACCAGAGCGGGAUUAGGCCAUCGAAAGAGCUAGUGGAAGAAGUGAUCAAGAGAUUUGAGAAUGCCGGAAUGUUGGCCCACCGGUUCUUCGAAUGGGCAGGCAGACAACGACACUAUGAUCACAGUGUCAAAGCUUACCACGCCAUGAUCGAAUCCCUCGCCAAGAUAAGACAAUACCAAGUCAUGUGGGAUCUCGUGAACGUCAUGAAAGGAAAGGGUUUGCUAAACGUCGAGACAUUUUGUAUAAUCAUGAGGAAGUAUGCCCGAGCAAAGAAGGUCGAGGAGGCGGUGUACACGUUCAAUGUCAUGAAGAAAUACGACGUUCCUCCCAAUCUCUCCGCUUUUAACGGACUUUUGAGUGCCCUUUGCAAAUCAAAAAACGUGAGGAAAGCCCAAGAAAUCUUCGACGGAAUGAAAGACCGAUUUGCCCCCAACGUGAAAACGUAUAGCAUAUUGCUCGAGGGGUGGGGACGGGAGCCAAAUCUUCCAAAGGCGAGAGAGAUUUACAAGGAGAUUUGCGCUCCCGAUACAGUGACCUACGGUAUCAUGGUCGAUAUCCUCUGCAAGGCCGGUAGGGUCGACGAAGCAGUUGGCAUUGUCAAUGAGAUGGAGUUGGGUGGAUGCAAGCCAACUUCCUUUAUUUAUAGUGUCCUAAUCCAUACAUACGGCAUAUACAACCGAAUCGAAGACGCGAUCGACGCGUUUCGCGAAAUGCAAAAAAGCGGGCUCCACCCCGACGUGGCCGUCUACAAUUCCCUAAUCGGCGCUUUUUGUAAAGUGAAGAGGUACAAAAACGCUUAUAAGGUCCUAGCCGAGAUGGACCGUGUAGGGGUGCCCCCAAACUCUAGGACUUGUAAUGUCAUACUGAGCGGUUUGAUCAGCGAGGGCGAGACCGACGAGGCUUUCAGAGUGUUCCGGAAGAUGGUCAAGAUUUGCGACGCGGACGCGGACACCUAUACCAUGGUGAUAAAAAUGUUCUGCGCGAGGAAGGAGAUUCGAACCGCGCGCAAGAUAUGGAAGUAUAUGAAGGCGAACCAAUUUGUUCCCGGGAUGCACACGUUCUCCGUGCUCAUCAACGGGAUGUGCGAUGAUGGGGACACGCGAAGGGCGUGUAAGCUGAUGGAGGAGAUGAUCGACAAAGGAAUGCGACCCGAUAGGGAGACGUUUGGGAAGUUGAGACAUUUGCUUUUGAAGGAAGAUAGGAAAGAUGUUCUUGAGUUUCUUCAUGAGAAGAUGGAUCUUCUAGUCAAGGAGCCUUUAUGUGACUAAAGAUCUCUCACAAUUUCACAUUUCUACAUGUUGUUUCCUAACAAAGAAAGUAGAGAAAUGUAAAAGUUGGUUAUUAUAUUAGACAUUCCAAAAAAAUAUAAGUGUGAAAUUGUU
Molecule: messenger RNA, 1711 nt
Organism: Cuscuta campestris
Lineage: Eukaryota; Viridiplantae; Streptophyta; Magnoliopsida; Solanales; Convolvulaceae
Source: the annotation of a GenBank genome assembly